AUGGAAAUGUUUAUGAAUGAUUCCUGCAUUAAGGAUGAGCCGUGGAAUGCACCCAUAGGAACCUUCGAUAAAUAUUAUAAGCUUUCCAGGAACUUCAUUGCAGAGCUUGUGCAUCUGGGGCCUAUUCUUGUGUCUGUAGUGGUUGAGCGGGAUAUCUCAAGAGCAUUAGUGAGAUCUAUCCUAGGUUUCAAGGAGUACAGAUUCUACAAUGGUCACAUUGAUGGGUGCCCGUACUUCUUUUCUGUUCGCAAUAGUCUUUCUAGAUACUUUGGGGACUGCAUAGAUGGCUGGAGGUAUUCAGAGGCCACAAGUGCCCGGAAGCCCUCCUUUAUGGGAAUGAUUAGCUCUCUGUUUUCCCUUGGGAGCUGGCCACUGAAAAACGAGUCUGGGGGGAGUAGAAAGGGAAUGUAUGAUACGAUAUCCAGUGGAAUGAUGGGAUGUCCCAAGAUGUUUUCCGUUGAAGAAAUAAUGGGGCGUAUGGCUGAAGUGAGGCCAGAGCAUGCUGGAGAAGUGGAUAAUGAGUUCUAUAGACAACCUGUUUAUGUCGAUUUGGUUACAGAGAGUGGUAGAAGGAUUCCUGAAAAAAUACUUGGAAGGAGACAAAUCAGCCCUGAAGACAACCUUGAUGUGUUUUCAGAUGAUCUAGAAGAUGCCAAAGCACCAUCGCAUUCUGGAGAGAAGAGACUACGACAUGCACUCCUUGGGUUUGUCUUCAAUGAGAUCGAGUAUUUUUGCCAAGUGAAUACAUUUUACCUGGAUGUUGUAACGAAGGUAUUGAAGGAGAAGACGGGGUUUGAAAACGUAUUCAAAGGGUUUUGCAAGGUUCAUAGUUUUGAAAAGAGAUUUAUAAGCUCUAUGAAAGACAUAGCCGAAGAAGCCGGAUUCGAAGUGGAUAGAGUUCUAUCUGAUCCUCAAUACUUUGCUUCAGAAAUGAAGGCCAGAGGCUUUCGAGAGAUUGAAAUGGAUGACAAAGAGAUUGUGGAAAGAGUUUUGGACUCGUUUGAGAGCAAUCUUGAUGGAUUCAGGUGUUAUGAAGAUAUGAUGCUAUCCCAUGAGGAAUCCAUUGAAUCCUUAAAGAAGGCUAAGGACUGUGCAGGUGUUCCAAGCCAUAGAGUGGUGGACGACUGCUUUUGCAACUGCUUGCAAAGGAUUGUGAGAUAUCCUAUUCUUAUUGACGACAUACUUCGGAAUCUUACAGACGAAAUACAUGUGAAGAGGGCAAAGAAAAUUUAUCUAGGAAUGAUAAGACUUAUUAAUAUAAUUGAUAAGAAAAAGGAGAGGCACGACAACAUCCUCUGUGGAUUAUUGAUCAAAGAGAAGGUUACUGGGAUACCAAAGGAUGUGUUAAAAAGGAAGAUGGACUUUCUUUCUCAAUUGAAUUGUGAAGAUUCAAACGGAGAGCCUGUCACGUUAUUUUUGUUCCAUGAGGUAAUGAUUAUUGCUGAUAGAGAGGGAUCCUCUGUACCCAUCCAGGAUCCUAGGUCGGGGAGAUACUUUUUCCGACACUCUUUAAUGAUGAGGGACAUAGGGAUUUGUGCAUUUGGGAUUUCCGGAGUAAAGAUAAUAGUAAAAGGAAGCUUGGAAGGGCGAGACGAUUUGUAUGAAAUGACAGAGAUUUACGACGAUGUUUGCAUUGGAGCAAUGUACUUUGCAAAAGGCUCCCCACAUUCUAUAAGAUGCUUUGUUGAGGAGUGCUAUAAAGCAAGGGCAAAGAUUGAGUCUGGAGCUGAAUUAUAUGUAUCAUCCACAAAUGUGUUUUUUAGGGUUUUCAGGAGUGAGAAGAUAGAAGAAGAGGACUGUUUUAGAAAGAGGGACUUGAUAGUAUAUACAAGCAAGGAGAAGUUUAAGGUGUCUGAAGACCCAAAUAGUGGAUAUCUCGAUGUGGAGAAUGGGGUUCUUAGGACAAAGAACCCGGAGAGUUCGGAGGAAUGCAUAAGAUACGGAGAGAGUAGACUGAAACACAAGCUUGCGGAUGCGGUGGGAAAUGCCAUCAGGGCCACAAAGGCACGCAUGGCAUCAAAGGACGUGCCUUGGAAAUCCCCUCAAUUAUUUGCAAUGUAUAGAAUAAAGCUUAAGGAGGUUGUGGAGGAGUGCGGGGACUCAUCAUUUACUGAAUUCAAUGGAAAACUUUCUAAGUGUGAUUCUGCCACCAUUACUAGGAAGAUUUGUGUGGCAAAAGGAAUUAUAAGAUACUUGUCUAGAUCCCUACCAUAUGUUGGAUGUAACAGACUCUCGAAAGAGCAGCUUCCUUUUGAUGCAGACCAGGAUGAUGGUAGGCUCAAGGAGAAUGAGAUCAUAGCCUUUCUAGAAAAUGCUUUGGAUAUAGAGGAGUUAGAGGAUUGGGUUUUUGAUGAGUAUACUGCUGAGGACAUCCUUUACUUAUUAAUGUAUUUUGUGCGCACAAAUAUGUACACGUUCUUUAGAAUAGAAGAUAUAGAAGUUCUGUAUAAGGCAUUACUUGUAGACAGAAUUUGCCUUCUAGGCACAAUCACCCCGCAGAUAAGCAAUCCUCUGCUUAUUACAUCUUUCUUUGAGAUCAUAAUCACGGCAAGAGAUAAGCUCCCUAUCACCCCGACGUUGAGGAUGUUUCUGGCCAUGCUCGGGCCGUUCAAGGUGGAUAAGUCAGAUGUGAUUGAGAUGCUGGAUAGAAUCCGUUGGUGA
Encephalitozoon romaleae SJ-2008 is the source of this 2661-nucleotide messenger RNA. RefSeq lists its product as hypothetical. The coding region runs from base 1 to 2661 and encodes 886 amino acids. The record is from RefSeq and is a predicted model, not a curated record. The transcript has a single exon. NCBI's taxonomy places the organism in Eukaryota, Fungi, Microsporidia, Unikaryonidae.